Molecule: messenger RNA, 3296 nt
Organism: Neopelma chrysocephalum (saffron-crested tyrant-manakin)
Lineage: Eukaryota; Metazoa; Chordata; Aves; Passeriformes; Pipridae
Product: histone deacetylase 5-like
Biological process (GO): chromatin organization; negative regulation of transcription by RNA polymerase II
Cellular component (GO): histone deacetylase complex
Molecular function (GO): histone deacetylase activity
Source: RefSeq, a predicted model, not a curated record
GCGCGCGCCGGGCGGCACCGGGGGGACCCCAGGGCUCCCAGGUGGCGCAGGCACAGCCGCGGUGCCCCGGGCGGCACUGACGGGCUCGCCGGACACGUGCCUCUCCGCACCCCCCCGGCACCCGCCGCCCACCAUGGACCCCCAGAGCGACACAGGGCCAGAGGGGCCAGGGCUGGAGGGGCCAGGGCUGGAGGCAGCAGGGCCGGAGGCUGCAGGGUUGGACGCGGGACUGGCGGCGGCGCGGGAGCGGCAGCUGCAGCGGGAGCUGGUGGCCCUGAAGCAGCAGCAGCAGCUCCAGAAGCAGCUGCUCUUCGCCGAGUUCCAGAAGCAGCAUGAGCACCUCACGCGCCAGCACCAGGUCCAGCUCCAGAAGCACCUCAAGCAGCAGCAGGAGGCCCUGGCCGCCCGCCGGCAGCAGGAGCUGGAGCAGCAGCGGCAGCGGGAGCGGCAGGAGCUGGAGCAGCAGCGCCUGGAGCAGCUCCAGAACCUGCGACCCAAGGACAGGGGCCGUGACAGUGCCAUCGCCAGCACUGAGGUGAAGCUGAAGCUCCAGGAGUUCCUGCUCAGCAAGACGAAGGAGCCGGGCCCCGGCCCCCCGAACCAUUCCCUCCCCCAGCACCCCAAAUGUUGGGCUCACCACACCUCGUUGGACCAGAGUUCCCCCCCGCAGACAGGCAGCCCGGGGACCCCUCCGUCCUACAAGCUCCCCCUCCUCGGCACCUAUGACGGCCGGGAUGACUUUCCUCUCCGGAAAACUGCCUCCGAGCCCAACCUGAAGGUGCGGUCGCGGCUGAAGCAGAAGGUGGCAGAGCGGCGGAGCAGCCCCCUCCUGCGGCGCCGCGAUGGCUCAGUGCUCAGCGCCUUCCGCAAGCGCCACGUCGAGAUCACCGUGUCCUCGGUGUGCAGCAGUGCCCCCGGGUCGGGGCCCAGCUCCCCCAACAGCUCCCACGGUGCCCACAACGGCCUGGCCGCCUCCGUCCCCAACAUCCACGCUGAGCAGCUCCUGCCCCAGCCCCGUGCCCUGGCCCUGGAUGGGGCCCAGCUCAGCCUCUACACAUCCCCGUCGCUGCCCAACCUGUCCCUGGGGCUACAGGCCACUGUCACUGUCACCAGCGCCCACCUCCCCGCAUCCUCCAAGCUGUCACCGCAGGCUGAGGGUGAGCGCCCGGGGGUGCCCCCCCUGCGCCCCGGGACCGCCCUCACUGGGAAGUUCCUGAGCACGUCCUCAAUCCCGGGGUGUCUGCUGGGGGUGGCCCUGGACGGGGACCCCCCGGCUGGUCCCCCAUCCCUGCUGCAGCACGUCCUGCUGUUGGAGCAGGCGCGACAGCAGAGCACCCUCAUCGCUGUGCCCCUGCACGGCCAGUCCCCGCUGGUGACAGGAGAGCGCGGGGGGGGGUCCCGUGGGAACAAACUGCCUCGGCACCGGCCCCUGAGCCGCACCCAGUCGUCUCCGCUGCCCCAGAGCCCCCAGGCCCUGCCCCACGGCCCCCUCCAGCACCACUUCCUCGACAAGCAGCAGGUCCAGCUGGGCAAGCUGCUUCCCAAGGCGGGGGAGCUGGCACGGCAGCCCCCCACCCACCCUGAGGAGACGGAGGAGGAGCUGACGGAGCAGCAAUCGCCCCCCCCAGGAGAGGGGGGGGCCCCUGUCCCCCCCCUCGGCCCUCCCCUCACCCUCAUCUCCCCGGAGGCUGGGGACCCCCCGGAGCAGCUGCAGGACCCCGAGGGCUGCCAGGGGCUGGGGGACAGCGGGGACGAGGCUGAGGACGCCGGGUACCCCGAUGUCACCGAGCUCGGCGUCACCUACAAGCAGGUGUACCCCGAGGCACCACUGCAGCUUUACCCCACGCCCCCCCUGGGGGUCCUGGCACUGUCCCACCCGGCCCUCACCCGCACCCAGUCGUCCCCUGCCAGCGUCAAGCCCCCCGUGCCUGAGGGGCCCCCCAAGCACCUCUUCACCACAGGUGUGGUGUACGACACGUUCAUGCUGAAGCACCAGUGCACCUGCGGGAACACCACGAUCCACCCGGAGCACGCCGGCCGCAUCCAGAGCAUCUGGUCCCGGCUCCAGGAGACCGGCCUGCUUGGGAAGUGUGAGCGCAUCCGAGGCAGGAAGGCGACGCUGGAGGAGAUCCAGACGGUGCACUCAGAGCACCACGCGCUGCUCUACGGCACCAGCCCCCUCAACCGCCAGAAACUGGACAGCAAGAAGCUGCUGGGUCCCAUCACGCAGAAGACAUAUGCGGUGCUACCAUGCGGGGGCAUCGGGGUGGACAGUGACACGGUGUGGAAUGAGCUGCACUCGUCGAGCGCAGUGCGCACGGCCGUGGGCUGCCUGCUCGAGCUGGCCUUCAAAGUGGCUGCGGGCGAACUCAAGAACGGCUUCGCAGUCAUCCGCCCCCCGGGCCACCACGCCGAGGAGUCCACAGCCAUGGGCUUCUGCUUCUUCAACUCAGUGGCCAUCUCAGCCAAGCUGCUGCAGCAGCGGCUCAGCGUGGGCAGGAUCCUCAUCGUGGACUGGGACAUCCACCAUGGGAAUGGGACCCAGCAGGCCUUCUACAGUGACCCCCACGUGCUCUACAUCUCCUUGCACCGCUACGACGACGGCAACUUCUUCCCGGGCAGUGGGGCCCCUGAGGAGGUGGGCAGUGGGCUGGGAGUGGGCUACAACAUCAACAUCGCCUGGACUGGCGGCGUGGACCCCCCGAUCGGGGACGUGGAGUAUCUGACUGCCUUCAGGACGGUGGUGAUGCCCAUCGCCAAGGAGUUCUCCCCAGACCUGGUGCUGGUCUCUGCCGGCUUCGACGCCGUCGAGGGCCACCUGUCCCCGCUCGGUGGCUACUCUGUCACCGCCAAGUGUUUCGGGCACCUGACGAAGCAGCUGAUGAUGCUGGCGGGGGGCCGGGUGGUGCUGGCCCUGGAGGGGGGCCACGACCUGACGGCCAUCUGCGACGCCUCCGAGGCUUGUGUCUCCGCCCUGCUCGGCUUGGAGCUGGAGCCCCUGGAUCCGUCCUUGCUGCAGCAGAAGCCAAAUGUGAAUGCGGUGGCCACACUGGAGAAGGUCAUCGAGAUCCAGAGCAAGCACUGGGGGUCCGUGCGGCGUUUUGCGGCGGCCGUGGGCAGGUCCUUGCUGGAGGCCCAGCGCAGGGAGGCCGAGGAGGCCGAGACGGUGACGGCCAUGGCCCUGCUCUCGGUGGGCGCCGAGCAGGCCGGGGGAGACCCCCAGCCCAGGUAUGGCCCCUGGGGAUCCCGCUGGGUGUGCAGACACACGGGUCAUGGGGUGUGUCACUAGGGUGGGC